UUUAUGGAAUGAAUGUACAUUUACCUGAAAUGCGACCGAGAUAAAUGAAUGUAGAUUUACCUGAAAGGCGACCGAGAUAAAUGAAUGUAGAUUUACCUGAAAGGCGACCGAGAUAAAUGAAUGUAGAUUUACCUGAAAGGCGACCGAGAUAUGGAAUAGCAGAAUGUUUGGUUUCAAUUUCAUUUAAAUUUCAAUUCAUUUAAAUGUUGUUUUUUAUAACUUAGACUUUUAUUCAAAACAUUUAAAAAAAAUCAGACAUCCUUUUAACAUCAGCUUAUGCCGUUUGUGGUUUGAAGUUUGGUUUUAAUUUCAUUGAUAAUAAUUCACCUAAAGGAUUUAAUAUUAAGACUUUUAUUAAAAUAUUAAACAUAUUUAAAGAAAUUCUGACAUUUGUGUUUAAGACGUAAACUAAGGGAGCUACUACGGUGAAAGAGAUAAACUUUAAUUUCAAAAUAGGGAAAACAGUUUUGUUUAAAGGGACUAAACACCAGAUGGAUUAAAAAGGAUUUGAUAUUAAGACUUUUAUCAAAAUAUUAAACGUUUAUAGAAAUUCUGACAGCUGUGUUUAAGACGUAAACUAUGGUAAAAGAGAUAAACUUUAAUUUCAAAAUAGGGAAAACAGUUUUGCUUAAAGGGACUAAACACCAGAUGGAUUAAAAGGGAUUUAAUAUUGAGAAUUUUAUCAAAAUAUUAUACGUUUAUAGAAAUUCUGACAGCUGUGUUUAAGACGUUAACUAAGGGGGUAAAUACGGUGAAAGAGAUAAACUUUAAUUUCAAAAUAGGGAAAACAGUUCUGUUUAAAGGGACUAAACACCAGAUGGAUUAAAAAGGAUUUGAUAUUAAGACUUUUAUCAAAAUAUUAAACGUUUAUAGAAAUUCUGACAGCUGUGUUUAAGACGUAAACUAAGGGAGUUUCUACGGUGAAAGAGAUAAACUUUAAUUUCGAAACAGUGAAAACAGGUUUUUUUAAAGGGACUUAACACCGGAUGAUAUACAUGUAAUUUGAAAAAAGGAAAAUUGUCAAAAUCUUACAAACAAUUGAUAUCGUUGUGUACAUCGCAUUGAAUCUUACUUAUGUAUCACAUCGCUUCCGACAUAUGUUUCUUUAAAAGCAGUUUUUUCGUAUUUAUCCUAUUCGAAAUUUGCUGGGCCAUUUUACUCGUGGUGGUGUUAGUAGUUUAUACUCCGGGUCCCGGCGUGAGCACAUUGAAGGGUCCCAGACUGACAGUUCAACCACCGCACACCUAUCCUGGGCAGAACCAGUACUAGGUUCCUUCACCUCUGCAAGGAACUGACAACUUGGUCAAUGAUCGUAUAAAGGAUUUCAUGACCAAUCAAAACAGAAGUGUCCUCCCGGGAAUCGAACCCGGGUUGCCUACCGAUUGAGCUAACCGGGCGGACUAACCUUUUUUACUCGUAAAUAACAAUAAAUUUAAAAAAAGGCGUCGGUAUAUCACGUGACUUUUACAUGCUAAAAUGCACUCUAUAAACUUGAAAACCACUAUACGCUAUUAUUGUAAACGGGUUAUCUCAGCUAAGACAGCGACACAAUAUUAUUUUAAUCAUAUAAAUUGAUGUAUUAUCUCAAAUAUACUAGCUCCUAUUACCAAUGCUAUGCUUGUUUUGAGGACAUACGGUAUUUGCCGAUUUUAGGACCAUCUUGUGUUUUGUCCCUUGAAGCCAAAUAUUACACAAAUCUUUAAAUAAUUUAAGAUUUAUUUAUAAGAGGAUUUAAGUCUAAGGAAAGGUUUCAAAACAAAAUCAUUUAAAAGUCAAGAAACCACGUGCACUGCACGGAUUAACAUUUAUUUAUUUUGAUAGACCUUCAUGAGGAUUUCAUGGAUUUCGAUAUAGUUCUGAUCAGGCCAGAAAAAAAUCUUUGUUUCCAUUUACAUCUCAAAAACGGAAAAAUAAAAAAAAUGGGCAGGUAGCUAGUCAUAACUAUUUCCUAUGCCUUUUUUUCUUUUGAAAACCAAAUUCUGUACCUAACUGACCUAUGUAAGGAUAUAUCCUUUUUUUAAAUUUCGAAUUUGAAAUUAUCAAAUGUUAACAUAUUUAGUAAAAUAAUGCACAUGGUUUUUGAAAUUUAGGGAGCAAAAACGUGUAAGUUCGGGAGGAAAAAAUGCUUUCGAUUUACUAAAAAAAUGCACAAUUCUUUGGAAUUUAAGAGAGAAAAAACGUGUUAGUUCGGGAGGUAAAAAUGUUUUCCGUCGGGUAAGUGGAAACAUUUUUUUUUUGCCUAAUCUUUAUCUUCCUUCACGUAAAUAAUUAGUCAUGUAAAUUCGACUGAUAACAGAAGCCUGUUCUGACAUAAAUUAAAGGCUUCGAUGAGGCUUCAACUGGAAAAUAUCUGAUAAAUACAGAAUCUAGGAUCCUACAUUAACCGGACAUUUUGGUUGCGAGAAUUAUCAAGGAGACACCGUUUUAACAUGGCUGAAAAGAAAGUUGUUCUGGCCUACAGUGGUGGUUUGGAUACGUCAUGUAUUCUUGUGUGGCUGCUUGAGAAAGGAUAUGACGUCAUCGCAUUCUUGGCGGACGUCGGCCAAAAUGAAGAUUUCGAAGCUGCCAGACAGAAAGCCGCCAAACUUGGAGCUCUCAAAAUGAUUAUUCCUGAUGUCCGGUCCGAAUUUGUCCGGGAGUUUAUCUGGCCGUCCAUCCAGGCCAACGGGCUAUAUGAGGAUAGGUAUCCAUUGGGAACAGCCCUUGCCAGGCCUUGUAUAGGGAGAGCAAUGAUUAAAGUAGCCAGAGACGAAGGAGCAAGGUACGUCGCUCACGGUGCGACCGGAAAGGGGAACGAUCAGAUUCGGUUCGAACUGUCCGCGUACGCGUUGCACAGUUCAAUCGAGGUCAUCGCUCCAUGGCGCAUGCCCGAGUUUUAUCAACGAUUUCCGGGACGAAAUGAAUUGUUUGAAUACGCCAAGGAAAAGGGAAUUCCACUUCCUGUGACCCCAAAAAGCCCCUGGAGCAUGGAUGCCAACUUAAUGCAUAUAAGUUACGAGAGCGGCAUUCUUGAAGACCCUAAUACGCAUGCGCCAAGUGAACUGUACCAGAUGACUUCUGACCCGCAGGUUGCACCUGACACACCUACCAUCCUUGACAUUGAAUUUGAAAACGGACUUCCGGUUAAAAUUGUAAACAAACAAGAUGGCGUCGAGAAAUGUGAUGCUCUGAAGUUGUUCCUGUAUUGCAAUGAAAUAGGAGGCAAGCAUGGCGUUGGGCGGAUUGAUAUUGUUGAAAAUAGAUUCAUUGGAAUGAAGUCGAGAGGGAUUUACGAGACGCCAGGUGGCGCCAUAUUGCUGGCCGCCCACGUGGAUUUGGAGGUGUUCACACUCGACAGAGAAGUUCGAAAGAUCAAAAGGGGCCUUGAUGAGAAAUUCGCAGAACAAGUGUACAGAGGAUUUUGGUUCAGUCCAGAAUGCGAGUUCACGCGCAAGUGUAUUGCGCAGAGUCAAGAAUACGUCACCGGAAGUGUAACAGUCAAAAUUUACAAAGGCGGGGUUUACAUUCUGGGCCGCAAAGCGCCAACUUCAUUAUACAAUGAGGAAUUGGUCAGUAUGAACGUACAGGGCGAUUAUGAACCACAAGAUGCUGGAGGUUUCAUAAAGAUCAACGCUCUCAGGCUUCGAGAGUACCAGAGACUUAGAAAGUCCAGCUUCGACAAAGUCCAGCUUUAAGAAUGUCCAGCUAUGGAAAGUCCAGCUUUAAGAAAUUGCUGCUUUUGGAAAUGCCCAGCUUUAAAAAUUGAAUAUACUAUUUUGAAGUACUAUAAUCGCUGUUGUAUUUCUUUGAUUUAUAUCAUUCAGUUUAAAAACGAGAUUUGUAUCAUUAACUUGACGUGUUCUUCGCUUAUUAAAGCCAUUUAAUUGAUUAACCAUCAAUCGUUACGACUCGGCCAUUUCCGGCAUGCUUCGGGAUAGACCUCGUAAAUAAGCUUCAAGAUAUACAUUUUUGUAUAAUUAACUUAAUAACCACGUGAUCUUAGUUUAUUGACGCCAUUUAAUUGAUUAACCAUCAAUCGUAACGACUCGGCCAUUUCCGGCAAGCUUCGGGAUAUACCUCGUAAAUAAGCUUCAAGAUAUACAUUUUUGUGUAAUUCACCACGUGAUCUUAGUUUUAUAAAGCAAUUUAAUUGAUUAACCAUCAAUCGUCACGACUCGGCCAUUUCCGACUAGCUUCGGGAUAUACCUCGUAAAUAAGCGUCAAGAUAUACGAACAUGUCAUUAGGAUAGACUAGCUAUUAAUAAGUAAGCGAUUAAUUAUAUUUUCAUCUAUUCUCGCUAUAAAAUAAUUGCUAACACUUAAUAAUAUUAUACAAUAAGGGUGUUUCUUGAUUUUUUUACUCUUUUAACUCACUAUAUAAGUAAAUGCUAACUAGUAAAGAUAUUUUGCGAUUCGGUCUAUCAGUUUUCUUCUAAAUUCUCGCCAUAAAAUAAACGCCGAGACAACACUAUCCAUAACGUCGAGAACUUUAAGUCGGUUUGAUAGGAAUCUGUAAAAACGUCUCUAAACGGACUAGACACCAGAUGAUGACGUCGAGAACUUUAAGUCGGUUUGUUAGGAAUCUGUAAAAACGUCUCUAAACGGACUAGACACCAGAUGAUACAAUUGUAUAAAACUGGUUAAGAUUUUGGUUUGGUCAAAGUUAUCCAAAAUGUUGUUGAUUGGUCAAUAUUUAUCCAUUAAUAACUACCAACCAAUCAAAUAGCUUAUAUGGGUCAACUAGCCAAGAAAUAACCGGUGGACAACUUUUUGAAGCUUUAUACAAAUGGCUGCUGCAAUUGCAAGAAAAAAAAGAGAAUUGUUUAAAACUUACAUAAAAUUCAUAUCGUUGUGUACAAUGCAUUGAAUCUUACUUACUGAUGUAUCACAUCACUUUCGACACAUGUAUCUUUCGCAGUUUUUGAGAAUUAUUUAAAUUCGACAUUUACUAGGGUUGUCUACCACAUAAAUCCCAGUUCAUUUCAAAAUAGCAUUGGUAUAUGUUAUCUGUACUAAUCCCGUGACUAUUACGCAAAAAAAAUCUUAUAAUAAUGUACAAUGAUGUAUUGUCGGCAUCAUACUAGCUCGUAUUGGCAGUUAUAUGCUUAACUUGUGGGAAUAAUGUAUUUGCCGAUUUUUGGACCAUCUGGUGUCUAGUCCCUUUAAUGCUUUGACAAAACGUUCUGAUACGCUUGAAUCUGUUGCUUUGUGUGUUGAUACAAUGUUAUAUGUUCUUUGUUGAAACUGCACUCUCACCGAUUGAACGUUUUGACAUUUUUUUAUAAUUUUUAUGCCCCCCUUCGAAGAAGAGGGGUAUAUUGCUUUGCACAGGCAUGUCGAUAUGUCGGUCGGUCGGUCGGUCGGUCCGUCGGUAGACCAAAGCUUGUCCGAGUGAUAACUCAACAAUUCCUGGACGUAUGAUCAUCAAACUUCACAUGAAGGUUGGGCCUGACCAGUAGAUGACCCCUAUUGAUUUUGGGGGUCAUCGGGUCAAAGGUCAAGGUCACAGUGACCUUUAAUGGUAAUAUAAUUUUAAAGCUUGUCCGAGUGAUAACUCAACAAUGCCUGCACCCAUGGCCCUCAAACUUGACAUGGGGGUUGGGCCUGACCAGUAGAUGACCCCUAUUGUUUUUUGGGCUCAAUGGGUCAAAGGUCAAGGUCACAGUGACCUUGAAUGGUAAAAGGUUGUUCGAGUGAUAACUCAACAAUGCCUGCACCCAUGGCCCUCAAACUUGACUUGGAGGUUGGGCCUGACCAGUAGAUGACCCCUAUCGUUUUUGGGGCUCAUCGCGCCAAAGGUCAAUGUCACAGUGACCUGGAAUGGUAAAAGAUUGUCCGAGAGAUAACUCGACAAUGCCUGCACCCAUGGCCCUCAAACUUGACAUGGAGGUUGAGCCUGGCCAGAAGAUUGUUCCUAAAAUUUUUAGGGGUCAUUGGGCCAAAGGUCAAGGUCACAGUGACCUUGAAUGAUAAAAGGUUGUCCAAGUGAUAACUCAACAAUGCCUACACCCAUGGCCCUCAAACUUGACAUGGAGGUUGGGCCUGAACAGUAGAUGACCCCUAUUGAUUUUAGGGGUCAAGGUCACAGUGACCUUGAAAGCAAACUCGACAAUUCUUGGACCUAUGGUCAUCAAACUUGACAUGAAGGUUGGGCCUGCCAAGUAGAUGACCCCUAUCGACUUUGGGGGUCAUCAGGCCAAGGUCAAUGUCACAGUAACCUUUAAUGCAAAAAAGUUAACAAAUCUUCCCCCAAUGAUAUCUCGACAAUGCCUGAACCUAUGAUCAUUAAACUUGACAUGGAUGUUAAGCCUGACCAGUAGAUCACCCUUAUUGAUUUUAGGAUUCAUAGAGCCAAAGGUCAAGGUCACAGUGAUCUUGAAUGGUAAAAGGUUGUCCGAGUGAUAACUCAACAGUGCCUGAACCCAUGGCCUUCAAACUUGACUUGGAGUUGCAUCUGACUUGUAGAUGACCCCUUAUGAUUUAAGGGGUCAAAGGUCAAGGUCACAGUGACCUUGAACGAAAAAAAACUUGUCUUUUGAUAACUUGACAAUGCCUGCACCCAUGGCCCUCAAACUUGACAUUUAGGUUUCUGGUGACCAGCUAAUGACUCUGGAUUUUGAGUUCAUAGAGUCAAAGGUCAUGACGGUCAUAACACACUUUAUCCUCACACUUUAAUGGUCAUAAUCUUAAAACAGCAACAAAUCAGCUGUCAUUUCGGUCCAUGCAUAUUUCAUUCAAUUGUCCAUAUAAUCCUGACAUGGCGCUCAGGGGGGGGGGGGGGGCAUAAUGUUUGACAAACAUCUCUUGGUUUGUCUUGGAACGAGCCAAUUUUUGCGAAAAAAUCCAUGGAAACCAGUUAAAUAAGACUGCUGACAAAAAAUAAGAUCGCAGAUUUUUAUAUUUAAGUUUAAAAAUUGAUGUUUUAUGCAUUUUUUUUAAACGGUUUAGGCCAUGAAAUAUUAAUUUUCGAACGGAAAUAUGAAAAUCUACGAUCUGAUUUUUUGUCAGCAACCUUUUAUCAUUAAUUUACAAAUAUUUACGCAAAAUUUUGCUCUUUCCAAGACAAAAAAUAAAAAAAAGUUGUAAAAAUGGUAUAUCUGUGAGAGUGCAGCUUUAAUGCAUUGGAAAAUGAUACGCUUGAUGUUGUCGCAACGAGAGGUGAUGGCUUUAUCUAUUUGAUCUAUUUUAUGAUCUUUGUUUAGCUUUCUUUAACAUUUGAUAUGGUCAUCUUUAUAUGCUAUCUUUAUAUAUAUUUCGAUGUUUGUGUUAUGCCAAAUACAGGCUGAUUUUGCUUACAAACUUAAACUGAAACUUAAAACCUGUACCUGUACUCUCGCAGAUUGUCCGUUUUGACAGCUUUCUUUAUUUUUUCGUCUUGGAAUGAACCAAUUUUGUGUAAACGUGUGGAAACUAGAGAUACAAGAUUGCUGACAAAAGGUCAGAUAAUAAUUGUUCAUAUUUACGUUCGAAAUUGAUGUUUUAUGUCUAAAAGCGUUACUAACGCUUUACGAUUUAAUGGAAUUUUCGGCAGUUUCCCAACCGAUUGAAAUCUGUUCUAAUGUAAGUUCGAAUGUGUGUUCUAAUGUGAGUUCUAAUGUGAGUUAUGUAAAAUGACUGAAUUGAAGGCAUAUAUACCAAAAUCAGCCAAUUAUGAGACAAAAACAAAACAAAAUGACAAAACUGUCAAUCUGUGAGAGUGCAGCUUUAAAAUAGAGGACAAACAAGAUAUUGAUGAUAUGGGUGAUUUUAUUAUGCCCAUGAAACAUUGCCAUCACAGUUGCCAUGCGAGUGAAAUCACAAUCCUGGAAUCGUAAAUAAUAAUCCGGAAAUGACGUAGGUUGUGACGUGUAUCCGGCCAUCAAUGAUGAAGGUCACCGCUUACUUGCCACCAGUUCUGAAAAUAAAACGAUUGAUAUUUUAAGAUAAAUGUAAGUAAAUAAACUUUUGGAAACGUACGUGUGUUUAAUUGUUGAUGCGUUUCUGUCAAGGCUUUGUUAAAGAUGCACUCUUACUCCCAAAUAAGAUAUUCCACAAUUAAUAUGUUUAAUAUACCAAAAUGAAUGAAUAA
Mya arenaria is the source of this 8047-nucleotide messenger RNA. RefSeq names its product argininosuccinate synthase-like. NCBI's taxonomy places the organism in Eukaryota, Metazoa, Mollusca, Bivalvia, Myida, Myidae. Gene Ontology annotation, biological process: urea cycle; L-arginine biosynthetic process. Bases 2430 to 3674 code for a protein of 414 amino acids. The transcript has 14 exons. Gene Ontology annotation, molecular function: ATP binding; argininosuccinate synthase activity. The record is from RefSeq and is a predicted model, not a curated record. Gene Ontology annotation, cellular component: cytoplasm.